Thermothielavioides terrestris NRRL 8126 is the source of this 2506-nucleotide messenger RNA. RefSeq lists its product as uncharacterized. Gene Ontology annotation, biological process: negative regulation of rDNA heterochromatin formation; negative regulation of silent mating-type cassette heterochromatin formation. The record is from RefSeq and is a predicted model, not a curated record. Lineage: Eukaryota; Fungi; Ascomycota; Sordariomycetes; Sordariales; Chaetomiaceae. The coding region runs from base 744 to 2225 and encodes 493 amino acids. Gene Ontology annotation, cellular component: cytosol; Rpd3L complex. The transcript has 4 exons.
CCGACGGGCUCUCAACUCGAGCCACUUGGUGAUCCUGUCCCCAGAUCUCCAACUCAUCCUCCGCCAGCAGGCGCUGAAACCACACAAUGCAAUCACAUACCCUGCAACCAACCAACCGGCCAAGAGAUUUCUUAUCGCAAGGCUGUGGGUUACGGAGAGUGCUUUGGUCCUUUCAGACUUCCUGCGGCAGUCUGCUUUUUGAACUCUCAGUCUCAUUGUUGGCUGCGGCACUUACACUCCGUUUGUAUGUUUGUAUGAAGCCUCCGUUGCUCUCGAUUAACUACCACAGUAACUUGAAUUCGGCCGCUCGCGAGCAUGCCGAUAAACCCGCCGCAGGGAGCACCAAGUGCAUCAUCUACCGCGGGGGUAUAUCGGCAGUUGGUAUUUGUUUGUCUCUCCCGGUUUCUUUGCUUCUGUUUUAGCUUAUCCCUCGCUAUUUCCCCCCGAGAUCACAGACAGAUAUAUGAUGCAUUCAUACGGAGCGCAUGUGACUGGUCCCUGUCUCCCAGUGCUGUGUCGCGGCAAGAGUUUUAUUUUUGAGGGGCUCUCGUCAUGGGCUGAUGCUGGACCCACUUUUUGCCGGCGCCAUUGCGGGACUUGGCCAUGUCGGCACCUGAACCUUUGCGACUGUGACCACGCCAAAACCACUGGUCGCUCAGCUCGCAGCUUCGGGCGGUAACUACGCGAAGAUCCGUACCUCGCUUCUUCCGCAUCGCUUGGCGCUUGCCGCUUCAACCCUCAAGAUGUCGACGCAACAGCAGGCCAUGAUCAUGGAUACCAUCCUGGCGCUCAGGAGGACCCUGAAGCGCAAGGCGGACGAGUCCGACUCCGACUCGUCGAUUGACCGCCCCACGAACCGUGGCAACAAAUUAAAGAAACGGGCCAGAUUUGUCCGCCAGGGCCAGCUGAUGUCGUCGAUGGUCCCGGCGGCAUACAAGGAGAUCGCCGAACACGCCGGAUUCCAGCGAGCCAUCAUAAAUCGCAACCCGCCGUUGAUCGACGAAGACGGCUACGACAUUGAGAGCGACGACGACGAGGAACAGGUCCAGGAGGCUAUUGCCUCGGCCGCCGAGGAAAAUCCGUACUCGGCCCUCCGGCUCGAACAAAUCCUGGCGCCGCUAACGGCGGUUACCGAUCUGCCGUCGCACCCGACUCUGUCGCGCCCGUUCACGUCGAAGGCUCUGACAGAAUUGGUGGAGCAAGGGCGAAACCUGAUGCAGAAAGAGAACGCGGCGCUGUGGAAAGCCAAACCUCUGCUCACCAAGCUGGUGGGCGACCACACAUGGGCGCCCUGUGGGCUCAUGAUCUCGCCCGACGACUCCGACGCGCUGCUGUUCACCGACACGGCGAGCUUCUUCAACCGCCCCAAGAAUCGUCUUCCUGCGGAAGCCCCGGUGGCUGCCAGUGUCAAUGGGGUCCCGAAUGCGCUCGAAGAAAGUACAUCUACGGAAUCAGGACAACGGGGAGCGAGCCAGAACGGGUCGGAAGCCCAACCUGAUGCACGGCCAAGCGGUAACACGGAGCGGAAUAAGGACUCGGACGAGAAGGCGCCCGACGGCGAAACACUGCCGGACGCCCAAGCGGAUACGGUUGGUGAGGGCGAGCCAGAGGGACGAAGUAGCUCGACCGAAAAGCCCAAAGAAGACCAGCAAGUCAACGGCGGCGCCGGGGAUAGGGGCGGGCACGCUCAGGCAUACGGAACAUCGCACAACCUACAGACGGCGGGCGGUGAAGACGAGGAGAUGGCCGACGCACCCAGCGCCGGCCACAGCACAACAGCACAACAACGCGGCCUAACAAACCCACCGGUCGCAGCCGACUCGCCAGCGGCGUCCCCCGCGGCGGAGGGCGGCGCCGAAGAGCUUUUCAUCCACCCGAUGUUCCGGCUGCCGGCGGCGGCGCACGCGGACCGCGACCUGGGCCUGCCGGAGGCGGAGGCAGAGGAGGUGCGGCGGCUGCUGCUGCUGUACGUGCAGAAGCAGGAGGAGAUCUGCCGGGGCACGCGGCGGCUGUACGAGGGCCUGCUCAAGGCGGACCGGUACCGCAAGACGGUGUGGCGGUGGGCCAAGGCGGAGGCGCACUGCGGGCCCGACCGCGACAUGUCGGACGGCGAGGACUGGUACGACAAGGAGGAGUGGGGCCUGACCGAGGACCUGAAGAAGGGCGAGGACGAGGUCGAGGAGGACACGGCGCAGACGCAGAAGAAGACGCGGAAUCGGAAGUGAUGAACCCACACUUAACAACGAGUCAUUGGAGGUAGGGAGGGAUAUGGAUAACCCUACGUUAACGGCGGUCGGUUCAGGGAGGUUGGAAUGGGGAUGGGGAUUGGGUUCAGGGUUUGGGCUGUGGCGUUCGGUGUUAUUCGGUGUUACGUGGCUCCCUGGAAGGACUUAGACCUACGCAGCGGAUGCGUGCGCACACAACAUCCGUGUAACUAGGUAUCUUCCGGAAACGAGGCGCAGCGAUCCCAUGUUGGAACUGAAUGCACAUCAGCGUUGACGCUGUU